AACACCACCACGUGAAGUAGGCUAAUCUAUAUUCUAUAGGAAGCUUUUCUAAACAAUGUAAACAACUCGAUGUAUUAAAUAUUAUUUUUAGGCCUAUUGAUCGGUUGAUCACAAAAGAAAGAUGGAAGAUUUUCAUACUGUACUAAAUUAUGCUGAUUUUCGAAUUUAUAGCAAAGAUGAAAUAUUACAGCUGAGUGUGAAAGAGAUUGUUAAUCCCCAAACAUUUGACAUCUUACAGAAUCCAGUUAUUGGAGGAUUGUACGAUCCAGCAUUAGGUCCAUGCCGCCAGAAUGAUCGUUGUGAGACCUGCGGGCAGAGCGAAAAAAAUUGUCCUGGCCAUUUUGGACACAUCAAGCUGCCCGUCCUGCUUUUUAAUCCUAUGCUUUUUAAGGUUCUUCUUCAGCUGUUGAAAGGCUGCUGCAUGUCAUGCCACCAGAUAAAAUUAUCAGCCAUCCAUGUCCAGCUCUACACCUACCAACUGGAACUGUUAGAAAAAGGUUUUCUCGCACAAGCCCAGGACUUGAAUGACAGGUAUUUCAACACAGAACAGGCAGAGAUUGUCGUGCUGCCGGAGAUGAGUAACAUCUUCCAGGAGAUUCUAGCAGGCACAGAUAAAGACGAAAGGGUAGUCUCAAAGAAUGUCAAAACUCAAAUGCAAAACACAGUUCGUGCAAUACUGAAAACUCUUGCCAGUUCUAAAACUACAUGUAUCCACUGCCACACAAGAAAUCGCACAUUAAAACAAGAGUACAACCGCACAAUAGUUGGUGCUCUGAUUGAGGAGAAACAUUCUAAACGCAAAUCAAAGUCAACAAAAUCCAAAAAAGGGGAAACGGAAGUUGUAGAAGAUGUGGAUAUGGAUGAGAAUGCUAAAAAAGCUGAUGAAGAUAAAGAAGCUCCCCCAGAAGACUUGCAAACUGAAAUGGAUGAUUUCAUUAAAUCCAAACACAAAAGAUGUAUAUUGUCCCCCACAGUUGCUAAAGAUCACCUUCAAAGGGUGUGGGAGCUGAAUAAAACUUUUCUCAAAAGGCUUUUUCCUUUUCUUGGUAACGUGAAGGGCGCUGAGGUCCCCACUGAUGUCUUUUUCCUAGAUACCCUCCCAGUCCCACCUUCAAGAUUUCGUCCACUAAGUGUGAUGAAAGAACGCAAGUAUGAACACCCUCAGACUGCUAACCUUUCAGCAGUGCUGAAGGAGUGUGUGACAUUGAAAGACUUACUACAAACAUACACAAAGGGCUCUACAGUGCCUGAUACCAUGACCACACAUGUCCAGAAGUUGAUGGCAUCUUGGUUGAGAUUACAGUCCAAGGUCAAUGUUGUCUUGGACAGCGAACUGGAUAAACUUUCUGAAGAAAAGUGUCCAGGUGUUAAACAGAUACUAGAAAAGAAAGCAGGGUUGUUUAGAAUGCACAUGAUGGGAAAGCGUGUCAACUAUGCAGCCCGCUCAGUCAUCUCUCCUGAUCCCUACAUCAGUACAAAUGAAAUUGGUGUCCCCAUAGUGUUUGCAUCCAAGCUGACAUACCCUCAGAGAGUCACACCAUGGAAUGUCCAUCAGUUGAGGCAGAUGGUGAUCAAUGGGCCGAACCAAUAUCCAGGUGCAGUCAGUGUGAUAAAUGAAGAUGGAACAAUUGUAAAACUUCACCCAACUAACUCUGGUCAGAGAGAGGCCAUAGCCAAACAGCUGUUGGUGCCAGACAAACAAACAGAUGGCUCCAAAAUGGUUUGCAGACAUCUUAUAAAUGGGGACUACAUGAUUCUCAACAGACAGCCAACUCUCCACAGGCCCAGUAUGCAAGCUCACAAGGCUCGAGUUCUUCCAAAUAUCAAAACCCUGAGGAUGCACUACUCUAACUGUAAAGCAUACAAUGCAGAUUUUGAUGGAGAUGAAAUGAAUGCACAUUUUCCUCAGUGUGAACUUAGCAGGGCAGAGGCCUCUGUCUUGGCCCUCACAGAUCAUCAGUAUCUUGUACCAAAAGACAGCACGCCAUUGGCUGGUUUAAUUCAAGAUCACAUGAUUGCUGGAGUUGCUUUGACCAUAAGAGGCAAAUUCUUCUCAAGACAAGACUACUGGAGUCUGGUUUGGAGUUCCAUGAAUGACUGGAGUAAGAAGAUGAAACUGUUGCCCCCGUCAAUUAUCAAACCACAGCCACUCUGGUCUGGGAAACAGAUUAUAAGCACUAUUUUGCUGAACAUAAUUCCUGAGGGUAAAGGGGCCAUUAAUUUAAAAGGAAAAGCCAAGAUUUCAGAGAAGAGCUGGAUUAGGUCUGAACCGAAUGGAUACAAGCUUCCAAUGAAUCUACCCCCAUUUGACUCUGAAUUAUUGGGUGAAAGUACUGUGGUUAUUCGUCAAGGGGAGCUACUACAAGGUGUUUUAGACAAAGCUCAUUAUGGCCCUUCAUCAUAUGGUCUUGUACAUUGUUGUUACGAGCUGUAUGGAGGUGAUGUAGCUGGACAGCUGUUGACUUACCUAGCCAGGUUGUUUACAUCUUAUCUUCAAAUGGUCGGCUUCUCACUGGGUGUAGGAGACAUUUUAGUGCAGAAAAAGGCUAACAAGAAAAGAACGCAUUUGAUAAAGAAGUCCCAACAUGUGGGUAAAGAUGCUGUUUUGAAAGCUCUAGGUAUGAACUCCGAGAACAACGAGUUAGAGUUGUUGACAGAGCUGAAGAGAGCUCACUUUGAGAAGGACGGUUUGAAGAUGGCUGAGGUAGACAUGUGCAUGAAGACAGAGACAGAUCGCAUUCAAGAUAGUAUUUCCAAAUUCAUCAUGGCAGGCAGGCUAGAGAAACAAUUUCCAGAGAACAGUCUACAGCUCAUGGUGCAAUCUGGAGCUAAAGGCUCCCCUGUGAACUGCAUGCAAAUUUCCUGUCUACUUGGUCAAAUAGAGUUGGAAGGUAGGAGGCCGCCCCUGAUGUUGAGUGGCCGAUCUCUGCCCUCAUUUCAACCUUACGACGUCUCUCCCAAGGCUGGGGGUUUUGUUACUGGCCGUUUUCUCACUGGGAUACGGCCCCAGGAGUAUUUCUUUCACUGUAUGGCUGGGAGAGAGGGUCUGAUAGAUACAGCUGUUAAAACCAGUCGUAGUGGCUACUUACAACGUUGUCUCGUCAAACAUUUGGAAGGUCUGAUGGUCAAUUAUGAUUUGACUGUCAGGGACAGCGAUGGAGAUCUUGUUCAGUUCUACUAUGGUGAGGAUGGCCUGGAGCCUAUCAGGAGCCCCUUCCUGAAGCCGGCCCUGUUUCCUUUCCUCACAGAAAACCUGCACGUCCUCCUCAACAACUCUAGUAAUCCCUGGAAUAGCACCUCACAGAGAAAAGAAAUACAACACACAUGGAAGAAGAUAGGCAAAUGGCGAGCAAAAACCAAAAAACUUGCUCUUUGGACCUAUAGAAACAGUCAAUUUCUGGAGUUUUGCCAAAGUGAACAUGCUCCAUCUGUGUCUAAAAAAGAUAAAAGGAAAAUCAUCAGGGAAGGAAAGUUUAUUGGGAGAUCUGUGGCGGCCCAGAUGUUGUGCCAGGCUUGGGAGCAGCUGGACGUGGAGGUCAAAGACAGCAUUGCAGAUAAAGAAUUCUGCCCAGACCCACUGAUGGCCAGGUUUUUCCCACACUCUCAGCCAGAUAUCAUGGCAGAGAAAUUUCGCCACCUACUCAAUGUGUUCUGUAAAAAAGGUUUUCAGCAGGUUGUUGCACAGAACUCACAGAUAGACAACCCUGAUGUUUUUAAGCUGGCCAUCAACAGGAAGUUGAUACAGUCCCUUGCCCAGCCUGGUGAAGCUGUGGGGUUAAUCUGUGCACAGUCUAUAGGUGAGCCAUCCACCCAGAUGACACUGAACACAUUUCACUUUGCUGGUCGAGGUGAGAUGAACGUCACCCUGGGUAUCCCCAGGCUGAGAGAAAUUUUAAUGACAGCCAGCGCCAACAUCAAAACUCCGUCCAUGGAUGUCCCCGUGGCGGAUAUACCUGAUGCAAGAAACAGGGCGGAGAAGUUGAGAAGAUAUUUCAACAAGGUUACGUUAGACCAGGUACUUGAGUAUGUGAAAGUAAAAAUUUACACAAAUAGUCAAGACCAUCAUUUAAGCAACUACAAAUUGUUUGACGUCAAGUUCAAAUUUCUGCCUCACCGUGACUACUGUGAGAUGACAAACCUCACCCCCAAAAUGUUGGUCAGGUACAUCGCCAAACAUUUCCUGGGUAUGGUGGACCAUGGCAUCAAGAAAGAAAACACUGUUUUAGAGAAGGCAGCGCUGUUGUCAAGUGGCAGAGUUCGUCGUGGGGCAGAUGAAGAGACAGAGACAGACAAAACAAAUAAUAAGCCUGAUGAUGAGGAUGAUGAUGAUAUUGUGGAUAAUGAACCAGGCGAUGGAGACUCGACGGCUGUGAAAGAACAGCAAAGACACCUGGACACGCAGGAGUAUGAGGGAGAGGAGGAGGAGAUGAAGGAAGUUGUCACUGAAGAAAAUGAAGAAGAGGAAGAUGAUGAGGAACCAAACCAAGCCAAUGAUAGCAGUGAUGAGAGUGGAGAUGAGUCUCAAGCAGCUGAUACCAACACUGAUCUCAUGUCUAAGGAAAACAAGGAACUUGUGACAGAGGCACUCUCCCGUGAUUUUGUGCAUGAGUUCAAACUGGAUGACAAAAGAAUGAGGUGGUGUACAGUCACAUUUAUGUAUGACCAGAGUCGUGUGCAGCUGGACAUCAGGAUGUUGCUGGAGAAGUGCAUCAAGAAGGCUGUGCUGCACCAGGUCAAAGGAAUCACCCGAGCUUUUCUCAAUGAGGAAAAAGAGAAUGGAGAAACUGUCUUACACUUAAAGACUGAGGGAGUCAACAUGCAGGAGCUGUUUAAGUAUCCAGAUGUCCUUGACCUGAGAAGAAUUUAUUCCAACUGUAUUCACACCAUGCUGAACACAUAUGGGAUAGAGGCAGCCAACAGAGUUAUUAUCAAGGAGAUCCAGAAUGUGUUUGGCGCCUACGGCAUCUUGGUUGACUACCACCACUUAUCUCUCCUGGCCGACUACAUGACCUGCAGGGGAUUCUACGACUCGUUCAGCAGGAGAGACAUAUCCUACAACACCUCACCCUUCCAGAAAAUGACAUUUGAGACCACCAUGGCCUUCCUGCUUGAGGCUUGUGUGUCUGGUAGUCCUGACAGUCUAAAAUCUCCCAGUGGCAGUUUGGUUGUUGGAAAUGUUGUUGGAAUAGGAACAGGAUGUUUCCAAAUUCUGGACCCAGUAUCUAAGAAAGAGAGCUAACUCUGGUGUUAAACUUUUUUCCUGUCAAGCAAAGGACACUAGGAUGAAACAUGAAAAAGGCCACUAACUCUUGUAUGAAUGGUUAUUUUUAUUGGAUUUCUUUUUUGCAUUUGUUUAAUGACUAGUUUUAAAAAUGUAUAUUUAAAAAAAAUGAUCUGCAUAACUGUUAAGCUAUUUUAAUUUAAGAAAAACUUAAUAGCAUUUAUGUACAAUCCAAUGUUAUUGAAAUUAAUUUGUUAUUAAAAUUUAAAUUAAGACAGAA
Molecule: messenger RNA, 5501 nt
Organism: Physella acuta
Lineage: Eukaryota; Metazoa; Mollusca; Gastropoda; Physidae
Product: DNA-directed RNA polymerase I subunit RPA1
Biological process (GO): DNA-templated transcription
Cellular component (GO): RNA polymerase I complex
Molecular function (GO): DNA binding
Source: RefSeq, a predicted model, not a curated record